GCGCGCUCUCUCUGUUUACCGCGCGGUACUACAGCCGGUGCGCGUGUCUCGUUCCAAUCGAAUUUUCCGGCGGAGGUAGUUGCAGCAGCGUUCCAUGGUGUUAUCCCUUGCUAUCGGUGUUAAUUCAUGCUGAUGAUAUUCGAUUUAACGAUCGGAAACGAGCGUACCUAUUUCAGGCGCGAGACAUAAAAAUUAUAGUUGUUUUCGGCGGAUGCGAUGAAUAAAUUUUGCAAAUCGAGUCUGUGUGUCGAAAAGAAGGUUCGUGAGCACUAUGUUUUGAACGGGCGGCGUGUUGUGGCCGUGCCGGGUGGCGUGGAUGCGAUCCGGCUCUCUGAGGACGUCUCGGUCUUCGCGAGACUACAGUGCCACCGACCGGACUGCGGUCUGGAGUUGUCGAUUCGGACCGGGGAUGAAUCGCCGCCGACUCUGAGAGUGGACACGUGCUAAGAUAGAACAAAACCGCCACCUACGUUACCCUCCCGUGAAGACUUCCGACAGUGAGACUUUUCAAGUGCCAUUUGGAACCAGUUUACCAUACAGUGAUAUUUAGCUAUAGCGCUAGCACUCGCUAGCUAGGUGUAGUGAUAGACAUAGGUGAGGUGCUAAUAGUAUUUAGUGUUUAAAGUGACCAAAAAAGUUACGAAGCUGGCUCCGUACAAGGAUAUAUUGAACUCAUCUAGUAUGAGCUCGGCUGUGCCAAGUAUCAAGUGUGAGGAGUCGCCAUCGCCGAGUGCGCCCCUCGGGGCUGAGGGGGAGACAGAAGGAGCAUUCAAGAUGAGCAUCAACGUGAACCUCAGCACUGCCAUGAUGAACUUACUGGCGGCCGACAACGUGGGCCCCGCGCUGCGCACGCCAGAGAUCGUCAAUGACGUCAUCACCAUGACCAACCCAUUAGACCAGUACAACUAUAAUGAAAAAAGUUCUACCUUCAAGGGCGGAAGCGGAAACGACUCUAACUCAUCGAUGUCCAACGGCUCGUCCGCCACUUCUCCGGCCUCUGGUACUCCCCCCAGCAUACAAAAGACUUGCUCGGAUCUGAUCAAGGCCGGCUUAAAGCUGUCGAUAGAGUCGAAACGCAAGAUGUCCGGCAGCGAUACUGACGGCGGCCUCAAGCGCUUCAAGAAAGAGGACAGCGAUGACGACUACGAUAGCAGUCAUACGCAUACCGUCAAAAACGAAGGGCUAACCCCGGAAGACGAGGAGCGCAGGCGACGCAGAAGAGAACGGAAUAAAAUAGCGGCAACCAAGUGCAGGAUGAAGAAACGAGAGCGCACCGUCAACCUGGUCACUGAGAGCGAGGUUCUGGAGAAUCAAAACCAAGACCUCAAAGCGCAGCUAAAGGAUUUGGAAGUUCAAAAACGGCAACUCAUCGACAUGUUAUCGCUGCACGCAGGCUCCUGCGUCAAAAACAACUCCACGACAAGAACUUCUUCUUCGACGUACAACAUGCUGCGUACUUACGAACCUCAGACAUUCCCCGCAAACUUUGACGCACAAUCACCUUACAUCAGACCGGAGUCCGCUAACAUCCUCGCAUCAAGUUACACAUGUGUUACACCACUUAAUGGAGACUCUUCCAUAGACACGAUCUCUUCACUCGACAACACAUAUAUCACCCAACAAGUAAUAGACGUUGACUACAACCGACCAGAUAGUGUACUCAGUCUUCCACCCAAUUCUGAUCAGCACUUUAUUAACACAGACGGCUAUAUGCCUAAAGCAGCCAAUUUACUCGUUCCCAUCGAACACGAGGCCGAGUAUUACGAAACAGAAGUGAAUUACAACUUGUCAUCCGGCCAGCCAUGCCACACGUAUCCUGGCACCAUCUCAGAUGCUCAAACGAAAAUCGCCAACGGCCUAAACGACGGCUGUCUCGUUUAGCUUUCCACCCCAUUACCAUUUUCGGGUCCAAAAUUCUCUUUGACGUGUAUACGUAUAUUUUUAAGAAAUUGCGAAAAUUCGAAAUAUCACCGGCAUUUUAGUUCUUACAUAAUCGUUUUUCUUUAACAUUUUAAAUAAUAUGUUUUUGUUGUCUACGUGAAAUGCACCGCCCGUAACGUACGUAAAAUAAAACAGAAAUUCAAACUACAUUAUUUUUAACAGUUAUAAUCGAGGGUUUUAUUUCGAAUCGUAAAGUAUGUCUACUGUGUAGAACAACAACGUAGAUUUAAUAAAAACUGUAACAAUAAGUUACUUUAUGCAGUUAUAAGGUCAGUGGGCGAUUCGCCAUUUUAAUCGAGGUAGGUGCUAUUUUUAAGUUGAUUUUAAUAAACUACGCGAACGUCACAUAAUAUAUUUAUUCGUUCUUAAUUUCCAAUGUGUUGUGAAAUAAUAAUUUCGAGUCACCUUUAACAACAGCUGCGACUGUGAAACAGUUGCUUAUGCCAGCUACACACCUUUAAUUCUUAAACCAUAGUUUUAACUGUACACUUAGUACUGAGCAAAUCACUGUCAGUUACACUGUACUAUAUAACUAUUAGUUAUAGUUUUGCUUGCACAUACGCAGUAUAAACUUUACAGUUAAAACUGUGCAGUCAAAACUAAAGGUGUGUAGCAGGCAUUAGGUGGCGAUGGUUUUAAUUUAAUUUAGUUGUUUAACAAGAUACCGUAUUCGUUUUUAAGUUCUUUAAUUUUGCUUUGAUCUGUACAAAAUAUUUAUUGUCACUUUAGAUCUGAUUAAUUAUAUCGAAGGUGCAAUAGUUUAAAAGUUUAAAUGACAUAAUAGUUACGCAGUGUCUAGUCUGUAGACACCAAAUAUAUGUAACUGUUAACACCGAUAUUCUCUUCCAGUACAAUAAAAUGAAAUACCUCCUGUUGAAAUUCCGAAAGUAUAUUCUAUGUUACACAAGUAAAAGGAUUUAAUAUUCCACAUUUAUGUAUAGGCAUAAGAUAAUGUAGAUAUUAAGAUGCUUUAACUCAGAUGAAAUCGUGAUAUGAUUAUUAU
Messenger RNA from Papilio polytes (common Mormon), 2944 nucleotides. RefSeq names its product proto-oncogene c-Fos (gene Atf3). Gene Ontology annotation, biological process: regulation of transcription by RNA polymerase II. The coding region runs from base 682 to 1881 and encodes 399 amino acids. The record is from RefSeq and is a predicted model, not a curated record. Gene Ontology annotation, molecular function: DNA-binding transcription factor activity, RNA polymerase II-specific; RNA polymerase II cis-regulatory region sequence-specific DNA binding. Gene Ontology annotation, cellular component: nucleus. The transcript has 6 exons. Lineage: Eukaryota; Metazoa; Arthropoda; Insecta; Lepidoptera; Papilionidae.